Molecule: messenger RNA, 4099 nt
Organism: Beta vulgaris subsp. vulgaris (sugar beet)
Lineage: Eukaryota; Viridiplantae; Streptophyta; Magnoliopsida; Caryophyllales; Amaranthaceae
Product: CSC1-like protein At3g54510
Exons: 13
Coding region: 142-2229 (695 amino acids)
Cellular component (GO): plasma membrane
Molecular function (GO): calcium-activated cation channel activity
Source: RefSeq, a predicted model, not a curated record
AAACAAACCCAAAACUCUUGCCACCUAAAACGGUCAUUCCCGCCCUAAAACUCUGCCACGUUGACCCCCCUCUCUUGUGUAGCAAAUAAAACACAAAAACUUCCCACCUCCAUUUCCUCUCUCAUCAAUCCAUCAAUAAUCAUGAGUCCAGAGGGGCUUCUUGCAUCAGCAGCGAUCAACAUAGGGUUAGCAAUGGCGGUGCUGUGUAUCUUCUCCAUCCUCAAGAAGCAACCUUCGAAUUCCUUCAUCUACUACGCUCGUCGUCUCGCUAAUAAUGAUCAACAGCAACAAUCCGUCACUUUCGAUGGCUUCUCCUUCCGCCGAUUCUUGCCCUCUGUUUCGUGGUUUCCGCGCGCUCUUCGUGUUCCUGAGGAUGAUAUUCUCCGCAAUUUUGGCCUCGAUGCGCUUAUUAUCAUCCGUCUCUUUAAAUUUGGUAUCAGAUUCUUUGUGGUCUGCUCAGUGAUCGGGUUGCUAAUACUUGUUCCACUCAAUUACUACUCUCAGCCCUCGCAGCCAAACCAUUCACAUUACAUGAAUUCGUUUACCAUAUCAAAUAUCAGGGCAGGGUCUAAUAGGUUGUGGGUGCACUUUUCUUGCUUAUGGUUCAUAUCCUUUUAUGGAUUGUACAUGCUGUAUAAGGAAUAUGCAGAGAUUUUGGCUAAAAGGACCCUAUGGCUUCAUAAUUUAAAGGAUCGACCUGAUUACUUCACUAUAUUAGUUCGAGAAAUCCCACUUUGCACUGAACACAGAAGUUAUGGAUGCAGUGUGUAUCACUUCUUCACCAGACAUUAUCAACAUUCUUUUCAGUCAUAUCAAAUGUUGUAUGAUGGGAGGGAUCUUGAUUUGCUGCAUGAACAGGCAACCUCGAUACAAAGAAAAAUAGAACAACUGCGAGAGAAGUCCAUGAAAAAGAAGUCUAACAAUAAGGGGUUUCUUAUUGAACCACUGAGAGGAGAUGACUCAAAAAUUUCAGUGCUGGAGGAAAAGCUUCACAGGUUAUGUGAAGUUAUCUGUGGUAUGCAGCAUGAAACUGUGCUUCAGCAGAUGGAGUUGCCUGCUGCUUUUGUAACAUUUAAGUCUCGGGUUGGAGCUGCACUUGCUGCACAGUCUCAGCAGCAUCCAAAUCCUUUCAUGUGGAUCACAGAGCAAGCUCAAGAACCUAGAGAUUUAUUAUGGAAGAACUUAUCAACACCUUCUCGGAGGUUGUUGCUGUACAAAAUUGGGUUCUUUCUUGCUGCAACACUUCUCACAAUUUUCUUCGCUGUCCCUGUAGCAGCUGUUCAAGGUAUAGCAAAAUUUGAAAGGCUUAGGAAGUGGUUCCCUCCAGCGAUGGCCGUACAAUUAAUACCAGGAUUAAGAUCAGUUGUAACGGGAUACCUCCCUAGUCUUAUUCUCAAUGGAUUUAUCUACAUUGUUCCUUAUUCGUUACUUGGGAUCGCUAAGUUAACUGGCUAUUCCUCCAGGAGUCAGACAGAGAUUAAAGUCUGCAAUAUGGUGUUCUACUUUCUAGUUGGCAAUGUUUUCUUCUUGAGCUUGUUAUCAGGAUCUCUGCUCGAUGAACUCGGUGAAUCUUUCAGCCAUCCAGGGGAUUUUCCUAGCCGCUUGGCGCGUGCUGUUGCAGCUCAGGCUGACUUUUUUACAACAUACAUCUUGUCAGAUGGAUUGUCUGGUUUUUCACUGGAAAUACUGCAGGCGGGCCUGCUGACUUGGGAUGCCAUAAAGAGACAUACAUUUGGUCGGGGAAAGAAAAGAUCUCCUUAUCUAUAUUCGCUACCUUAUUUCAGGGUUAUCCCUUUUGUUUGUCUGUGCUUGCUGAUCGGCAUGGUUUAUGCGCUUGUUGCACCCUUGCUACUUCCAUUUGUUGUUGGCUAUUUAUACAUAGGAUAUGCUGUCUACAUGAAUCAGAUUGAGGAUGUAUAUCCAACUGUGUAUGAGACUUGCGGACAAUAUUGGCCAUAUGUUCAUUCUUACAUCUUUUUUGCCUUGAUUCUCAUGCAAAUUACUAUGGUUGGUCUUUUUGGAUUGAAGUCAAAGCCAGGGGCAUUAGUUGCCACAUUACCACUUGUCGUGUUUACUUUGCUGUUCAACGAGUAUUGCAAGCUCCGCUUUCUUCCUUCUUUCAGCCAAAAUACAAUCCAGAAUCUCAAGGAGGAGAGAUUGACGAGAAAGAAAAUACACUGGAAACCAACUCCCAGAAUGCAGCAGAUGCAUUUCGCCCACCUUUCUUGAGACCAAUUAGCUCUGCUGAAGAAGGAUCAAGCUCUAAUCAGCAACCAGUCUAUUUUUCUAGCUGAUGCCAGAGCCGUAAAUUAAGUUAACAAGCCCGUCUUGAACUGUCUGCAUAGCCUCAGUGAUAUUCUGAUUGGCUGGUGGCCUUUCAGCAAGCUGUGCAGGACAUGCGAGAAACAUAAACAUAGUCCUUGGCAGAAUUUAGCAAAAAUUCUAGGGCAAACUCAACCACAACAAGAAAAAAUGUUCAAGUCAAAAUUGCAAUAGUAUUGCCAACAAAAAAAAGUGGAAUUUACCUGAAUAUGAAACAACAAAAGAAGGGCCUGAUCAUUGUCGGUUGUUUAAAGCUUAUGUUAUUGUGAAUGGGUCCGUUUUUCAAACUAAAUGUCCAUGCAAUUGUUCUAAGAAAGCCCAGGAUUCAGUUGCUCGAAUUGCAUAUGUUCAUUUUGAUGGUAAACUUCUUCAAUUAUUUUAUCUAUCAAAUCAUCGAUUUUUUUGCUUUUGUUUUUUAAGUCUAUCUUAUCUACGGUUAUGAUGAGUCAAUGUAAUUGUACUAUUUGGAUUGAGCCUGGCGUAGGGUGGAGUUUCCACACUAAGGACACUAUUAUCCGUACCCUAGAGAAAAUUUCAUGUCUUUUAAGUUGAUAUUUUCCACACUAAGCACGACAAAUUGUGGAAAUAAGCACAAGUAAAAAUGACAAAUUUUAAUGGAUAUUUCAUACAAUAUAAAUACAAUUUAAAUGCUCAAUUCCAGUAAGUUUAAAGGAUGAUAUUUGGGUGGAUACCACCAAAAUGUAGCCAUUGUAACAGGCUCAAUCCAAAUCGUACAAUUACAUUGGCUCAUCAUAACCGUAGAUAAGAUAGACUUAAAAAACAAAAGCAAAAAAUCGAUGAUUUGAUAGACAAAAUAAUUGAAGAAGUUUACCAGCAAAAUGAACAUAUGCAAUUCGAGCAACUGAAUCCUGGGCUUUCUUAGAACAAUUGCAUGGACAUUUAGUUUGAAAAGCGGACUCAUUCACAAUAACAGAAGCUUUAAACAACGGACAAUGAUCAGACCCUUCUUUUGUUGUUUCAUAUUCAGGUAAAUUCCACUCUUUUUGUUGGCAAUACUCAGCUUGAAGUGACGUACAAGUGGAGGACUACCUGCUCCUUGCCUCAGUGGCGAAGCCAGCAGGGGGACAUGGGGACAGAUGUUGGGCAUGGGCAGACGCGUGAAGGUGAGAGGGAGAGAAAAUGAUUUUGAAAAGAACACGCUGAAACUCAGUGAAAGGAAGAGAGAGACUGAGGAAGAGGAAACUGAAAAAGAGACCCUAAACUCGCGGCGGAGGAACAACGAUGGUCGACCGCAAUUUCGCAUUUGUCGGAGUAACGACGACGAGCGGUGAGGAUUGAGGAAGAGGAACGAAGUCACGAACUUCGAACGAAGGAGUCGGGAGUGGUGAGGAAGAGCCGAGGAGGAACGUAGCCACGCCGCCACCACCACCACCGCCCACGUCCUUCGUCGUCGUCGACCUCUCGAGACGCCCAACACUCACUGACUGUGUCGGUCAGGCAAACUCAACCACAACAAGCAAAAAUGUUCAAGUCAAAAUUGCAAGAGUAUUGCCAACAAAAAAAGUGGAAUUUACCUGAAUAUGAAACAACAAAAGAAGGGUCUGAUCAUUGUCCGUUGUUUAAAGCUUAUGUUAUUGUGAAUGGGUCCGCUUUUCAAACUAAAUGUCUAUGCAAUUGUUCUAAGAAAGCCUAGGAUUCAGUUGCUCGAAUUGCAUAUGUUUAUUUUGAUGGUAAACUUCUUGAAUUAUUUUGUCUAUCAAAUUAUCGAUUUUUUUGCUUUUGUUUUUUAAGUCUAUAUUAUUUACGGUUAUGAUGA